This is a messenger RNA of Hibiscus syriacus, 771 nucleotides long. RefSeq lists its product as uncharacterized. Lineage: Eukaryota; Viridiplantae; Streptophyta; Magnoliopsida; Malvales; Malvaceae. The record is from RefSeq and is a predicted model, not a curated record. The transcript has a single exon. Bases 123 to 596 code for a protein of 157 amino acids.
UCUCUUAUAUAUAAACUCCCCCCAAGCCCGAUCUUCCACUUGCCCAUUCACCAAGUCCAAGCUCAAGCCUUUUCAGUUCCAAAAAUAUACGAUAGCCGCAUUAAACUCCACGAAUCUGGAAAAUGGGUAUUUGUAGCUCUUGCGAUUCGACGCAUGCAGCCACGGCCAAGCUGAUUCUCCAAGACGGGAGAUUACAAGAGUUCCCUUACCCUGUCAAGGUGUCUUGCGUUCUACAGACAAACCCUGCGUGUUUCAUCUGCAACUCCGAUGAAAUGGACUUCGACGACGUCGUGUCCGCCAUCGAAGAAGACGAGGAGCUUCAGCCCGGUCAACUUUACUUUGCCUUGCCUUUGAGUUGUCUUAAACAUCGCUUGCAGGCUGAAGAAAUGGCUGCAUUGGCUGUUAAAGCUAGCUCCGCUUUGAUGAAAAGUAAUAACCGUCGUGAAAAAUGUGGGUGCAGAUGUAAAUCCGUUACCCCUUCUCCGGUUUCAGAGGAGUCUCGUCGUCGGAAAGUUGCCUCCGCAGGCAGUACCGGCGGUGGUGGGAAGAGAGGGAGGAGAAAGUUUAAGGCUAUGUUGAGUGCUAUUCCCGAAUAGGGCGGGGUUUAUUUGGGGAAAACAUGAUCGAUAUUUUUGUAAAUAAGCAAUGAAGUUGAGGAGCUGUUAGUUUAAUCGUCGGUAGAGAUGGAGGUGAUUGACCGUCAUGGUCAGUGGCGGACCAGAAAUUAAAAAUCGAGGGUAUAAAAUUAUAAUAUUUAAAAAAUAAUAAUGA